AUGUCUAAGCAGUCUGUUGAAAAAGUUCAGAAGCUUAUUUCGUCCCACAAGGUGUUCGUCGCCUCCAAGACGUACUGUCCAUACUGCGCCGCCGCAAAGAAGACUUUGCAAUCUGAGGUGAAGAAUGAUUUGUUCAUUUUGGAAUUGAACACCAUUGACGAUGGUGCCGAGAUCCAGGAUGCUCUGGCCCAGAUCACCGGCCAAAGCACCGUGCCAAACAUCUUUAUUGCUGGUGAACACAUUGGAGGCAACUCGGACCUGCAAGCUUUGGGCAAGGCUCGUCUUGAGGAGAAGCUCAUCAAGGCCGGCGCCGCCUGA
This is a messenger RNA of Ogataea philodendri, 318 nucleotides long. RefSeq lists its product as uncharacterized. Gene Ontology annotation, cellular component: cytoplasm; nucleus. Lineage: Eukaryota; Fungi; Ascomycota; Pichiomycetes; Pichiales; Pichiaceae. The coding region runs from base 1 to 318 and encodes 105 amino acids. The transcript has a single exon. Gene Ontology annotation, molecular function: glutathione disulfide oxidoreductase activity. Gene Ontology annotation, biological process: cellular response to oxidative stress. The record is from RefSeq and is a predicted model, not a curated record.